AUGUCUACCUUACACUAUGACUUCAUCAUCGUUGGCGGUGGUACCGCUGGUAAUGUGGUAGCCGGAAGAUUGGCCGAAAACCCUAAUGUAACGGUUUUGGUUGUGGAAGCUGGUGUUGGAAAUUCUUACGAGAUUGAAGAAAUUACAACUCCUUCCAAUGCGAUGGAGCUCCGUGGAAGUAAAUAUGACUGGGCUUAUAAGACCACUAUGGUUAAGCGUGAUGACUACGAACGUAUUGAAAAGCCAAACACCCGUGGUAAGGCUUUGGGUGGAAGCUCUUCUCUUAAUUACUUCACCUGGAUUCCUGGAUGCAAGCCAACUUUUGACAUGUGGAAAGAAUUUGGAGGGGACGAAUGGACCUGGAAGGCCCUUGUUCCUUAUUUGAGAAAAAGUGCGACAUAUCAUGACGAUGAUAACCUAUAUCCCGAGGAAUUAAAAAAGAUUGGGUCGGGUGGACCUCUACCCAUUUCUCAUGCAGAGCUUUUACCAGAAUUGGCACCCUUCAGGGAAAAUAUUACGAAAGCAUGGAAGUACAUGGGGCUGCCCAUCAGUGAAAACAUUUACGAUGGAGAAAUGAUUGGACUGACCCACUGUGUUGAUUCUAUCUAUCACGGUAAGCGUUCGGGAAGUUUUUACUUUGUGAAAGACAGACCUAAUGUCACUAUUGUGUCAGAGGUUCAUUCCAAAAAGAUUAUUAUUGAUCCAUCAGACAAAAUUGCUAGGGGUGUUACAGUUAUUACUGCCGCCGGAGAAGAGCAAAGUUUCUACGCUAGCCGUGAAGUAAUUGUUGCACAGGGUGUUUUUGAGAGUCCUAAGCUAUUAAUGCUUUCAGGUGUCGGUCCUAAGAAGGAGUUGGAAACACAUGGUAUAGAUGUCCUUGUUGAGAAUUCUCACGUAGGUCAGCAUUUGCUUGACCAUCCUGGAGUUCCAUUUGUAUUAAAAGUGAAGGAUGGGUAUGGUAUGGACGACUACUUGCUUCGUAACGGUCCUCUACAUGAGAAGGCUGUAAAGGAAUACAAGAAUAAAAGUAGAGGCCCUGUUGGAUCGGGCCUUCUCGAAAUGGUGGGGUUCCCUCGAAUUGACGAAUAUUUAAACAAGGAUCCCCUUUACCGGAAGGCUAAAGCGGCCAAUGGUGGUAAAGACCCCUUUUGUCCCGAUGGUCAGCCUCAUUUUGAGCUCGAUUUUGUGAGCAUGUUUGGAAGUGCAUUCCAGUGGCAUUAUCCUACACCUAAGAGCGGCUGUUACACUUCUAUUGUUGUUGAUUUAGUUCGUCCAGUUUCCGAAGGUGGUGACGUCACCCUUAACAGUUCGGAUCCUUUGGAACAGCCUAAUAUCAACUUGAAUUUCUUUGCAGACGAGCUUGAUAUAAUUGCUAUGCGCGAGGGCAUUAGGUUUUCUUACGACCUUUUAACGAAAGGUGAAGGUUUUAAGGACAUUGUAAUUGGUGAAUAUCCUUGGGAAAUGCCAUUGGAUGAUGAUGAACAGAUGAGAAGAGCCGUUCUUGACCGUUGCCAAACCGCUUUCCAUCCAUGUGGUACUAAUAGGUUGUCCAAAACUAUUGAUCAAGGUGUUGUUAGCCCCGAACUAAAGGUUCAUGGAGUUAAGAACCUUCGUGUUAUUGAUGCUUCGAUUAUUCCAGUGAUCCCUGAUUGUCGUAUCCAAAAUUCAGUUUACGCAAUUGGAGAAAAGGGAGCUGAUAUGAUCAAAUCAGCCCACAAGGAUCUUUACAAAUAG
Molecule: messenger RNA, 1734 nt
Organism: Lachancea fermentati
Lineage: Eukaryota; Fungi; Ascomycota; Saccharomycetes; Saccharomycetales; Saccharomycetaceae
Source: the annotation of a GenBank genome assembly